GUCUCGCGAGGCUGGGGUGGCGCCGCCAUGGAGCCGCCGCGCGGCAGCCCGGCGGGGCUGUCCGCCAUCCUGGCGAAGACGGACUGGUCGGAGCCGUGGCUGGUGGGCCUGGCUGUUUUCCACGUCUGCUGCUUCCUCCUGGCGUGCGUCUCCUCCCAGCACCCGCGGCUGCAGGCCGGGCACUUCCUGGGCAUGGUGGGCUUAGUGUACUGCGCUGAAUAUAUAAAUGAAUUAGCAGCCAUGAAUUGGAGGCUGUUUUCUAAAUACCAAUACUUUGAUUCAAGAGGGAUGUUUAUUUCACUAGUAUUUUCAGCACCACUGCUUGUGAACACUGUUAUAAUUGUGGUCACCUGGGUUUACAAAACUUUGAAUGUAAUGACUGAACUGAAGACACUACAGCAGAGAAUGAAAGCAAAAAAAGAGAAAAUGAAGUGAAAGCACCUAACACUUAUUUUUUUUAAAUUGUAAUAAUACUUGUCCAGGUAAUCAGUCCUAUCUUUAUGCAGAAACAGCUAUGCUUUUGUUUCUGAUGUCAAGAGGACUUUGCAACCUGUGACCAUGGUCAAUGAGAUACAUUUAAAUUGGCUAUGAAGUUGAGAAGCCCCAUCUUAACAGGUCGUAAGAUAGUUUUCCACCAUUUAGUGGAAAACCACAUAGUUUUACUGCUAGUAUCAGUGAGAAACAAUCUUCCAGUCUGUUUCCAUUUGCCUCUGUAUUUGUUAACCAUGUCUUCAUUAUGUGAUUAUCAAGUAUCCAGUCUUCUGCUGCUUAAGCCAGUUGGAGCAGUGUUGUGAAUUCCAGUAAAUGAGGGAUUGUAUUCAGAGUACCUCAGGAAUCCAUGCUUCUAUGAAGCAUUUAACUUCUUUAUAAAUCAAGUUUCAUAGUUCCUGUGUUUUGUGUGCACCAGUGGCAUUUUAUAAAUAAAAUUACCUCCUGUAUCAUAAA
Apus apus (common swift) is the source of this 945-nucleotide messenger RNA. It is a transcript of the gene TMEM18, whose product is annotated as transmembrane protein 18. NCBI's taxonomy places the organism in Eukaryota, Metazoa, Chordata, Aves, Apodiformes, Apodidae. The coding region runs from base 28 to 435 and encodes 135 amino acids. The transcript has 5 exons. The record is from RefSeq and is a predicted model, not a curated record. Gene Ontology annotation, cellular component: nuclear membrane.